AUGAGUCACAAUCCCGACACUGACGUCCCCGCUGGUCCAAUUACAGGUCCAACUACAGGACUCGUCAAGACUGAAGGAAUUGACAGCAUUGCACAAGAGAUCAAACAGGAGAAUGGGGUUUCCGAGCUCGCAUCGCCUACUCCUAACUCAGUGGGUGUUCCGUCGCAAGAUUUGCCGAAAUUAGCCAGCAUCAACUCUCUUGUAAAUGCAACAGAAUCUGAUUACAACUCCAGUAUGUCCAGACAGGGCACCGAAAUUGAGGCGACCGAGGAUAUGACUUCUGAUGCUGAAAGAACGCCAGAGCACCAUGCUGAUGCCGAUACCUCGGAGAGCGCAGACACCUGGGGUGGAGAGAACUUCCCUAACAUAAAGCCAAUCAAGUACUUGAAAAAGGCAGAUGGCGAACCCUUCUGGCGAAAAGAUGUGCAGCACGAUUUCUUGAAAUGUCUCUUUGAAGACGACCAAAGGGUCUUCACCAACAAUUUUGAAUGGUGUGAGGUCUCUCGUGCGGCCAACCAUCAUAAACUCACUUUCGCUGAGCUAUACCUAAGAACUAUGGUCGAGUCUCAUAAAUGCUCCAAAAUUUUGCGGGAGCGUCUCAUCGGAAAUCCUGAAUUGGGUCUCAAUGUAAGUAAAUUGUGUUUCCUUGUCAACGCUGGUCGUAUCAACACCACUGUCAACUUCUUGCCUGAGACGCGCCCUUCAUUCCGCACCUUUCACCCGGUUCCCUGUUUGCAGUCAGAUCAAGAUGGCCCUGUGAAAGUACUUCAGGAUACACCUAGGCUUAAGGCGAUUCUUAAGUCAGUUUGUGAGACCGAUGCAAACAUGUUCACAUUGUUGGACCUCAUACGCUCUCCAAAACAGGAGAAGCCAAAUACGAAUGUUUUCAAAGUCAUCUAUUUACUCAGCACAUUUUUCCAGAAUAUCCCAUUCCACUAUGAUGAUUCUUCUGACUUGAAAGAUGCUCCUCUUGAUGAGAAGCCUAACAUCGCCAAGUCCUCUAAUCAUCCCUCCAACAAGUUCAUGGAAUUUUUCACGGAAGAUAACAUGUGCCCUAAAAAUCGCGCCCAGCGUUUCCUUUGGCUUGUCUACACUUACCUAGAGACCUCGUUUACUCAAGAUGAAUUAGAAAAGAAUCCUUACAACCCAAAGCAUAUCCCUCCUGUGAAAUUUUUAACUCAAGAAGAAAUUGAUGCAUGUGAUAUCGAUCUAGAAACAGAGAAAGACUUUGCGAAAAGAAUGUGCGCCAUAAGGACUGACUUUUUGGACUUGAACGGAAGCAACUUUGCACCCAGAAAAAAAUAUACACACAAAUCGCCCUCAGCUAGACCUGAAUCCGAGCCUAAUUCGUCUGUAAAGUUUGAAAGAUCGGAAGAUGACAAUAGAGAAGAUACCCCUUCAAAUUAUGGAAAUGAUGGAGCUGGUGAAGAUCAAGAAUCGGCAGAAGGACAUCGGAAUGGCCAACGGUUUAAGAGGAAGAAACCAACUGCAUCUGUUGGUGCGUUGAUCGAGUUCAGCAAGAACUCUGUGGUACUGGAGGGCAAAUGGAACAAUCCUGAAUUCCCAAUAAGGAACUUGGAACAAAUUAAAAAACGGUUCAAUGAUAAUUCUUGCGCUACGUUGCUAAAGAAUAUUCCUGAUGGUACAGCUAUAUCUUGUACAAAAAGAAAGCAGAUAAUACAGAGAAAUCAUCAAGACUUGACCAAGCUAGCUUCGACAGUUGGUCUCAACAAGAAGAUGCGGGAUGGUUUGUUAUCACAAAUGCGCCAGUAUUUCGAAUACAAAAAAGACUCUCGUUUGGGGCUCUUGGGUAUCGAAUGGGAAGACAUCAGAAGCGAUUUAGUAAAUGGUGUUGAGGCUUACCUAUACCAACAACUCGGUAAAACAAUGCUUCUACGUCAACAAUUACAAAUGAAAGAAGAGGACAGAUCUAACGGCUUAGAUAGUGAACUAGCAAGAAAAGAUGUCUUCGCGAAUUGCAUCAACCUUGAAUUAGGGGACCUUGCACCUGAAGACUUGGCAAGCCUUGACAGACUCGGAGCCGGGUGCCUUGCCGAGCAUGACUACGAUCGUACCAACGAACGGUCAGCCCAUGACUUCGCGAUAAUUGAAAUCAUGACCUCCGUGUUGCUGAGAAAUAUUCAGCUUAAGAGCAUUGGCAGUGAGGCAUGCUCCUUUGAUCUCGUUAACGGAACCAUGCUGUAUAGAUAA
Molecule: messenger RNA, 2211 nt
Organism: Australozyma saopauloensis
Lineage: Eukaryota; Fungi; Ascomycota; Pichiomycetes; Serinales; Metschnikowiaceae
Exons: 1
Coding region: 1-2211 (736 amino acids)
Cellular component (GO): Ino80 complex
Source: RefSeq, a predicted model, not a curated record